AUGAGCCAACUGAGGUCUGCGGUCCAUGAGGACCUGCUGAUGUCCGGUGUUGCUGACGGAAGAGACUGGACCUCUGAAGCAGCUGGUCACAAACCCUGGCCCCAGAUCAGAACCCUGGAUCAGGAGCCGUUACUCUUCUGUUCCGAGUCUGAACUAGGACCGAACCACGAGGGACAGAGACUCCACCACCACCACACCGAACACAACCAGUGUACAGGUGGACUGAACAACCUCAGUCCUGGUGGUCAUCCGAGAGACCAAGGCUCCAGUCAGGGAUCCAGUCUGCAGGCCAGACCCUUCUCUUCACAGUCUCAGUGCAGGGAUGAAGCAGGGCCUGGGGCUGAUAGAGAUAGACCCUCCUGUUCCUUUGAUACAAACACCACAGUAUCCAUGAUGAACAGAGCAGGUCACCCUGGGCUUCAGCCUUCACAGAGAGUGGUGGGAGACCCCCCUUGCGGUAGUCUAUCGGCAAGUCUGUCUUCUCCUUCAGGAUCUUGUCUAAUGCCUGGUGACUGGGUUCAUGGGAAGCCUGGGUCCAGCCUUCCUCAGCUACCUCAUGGUUACCCCACAAAUACAGCCAGGGCCAGGAUGGGCGUUCACCACAAGAGGUACCUAGCCUAUAACACAGCACACAAUCCCAACAACACCCAAACAAUGGCUAGAGGUCAAGGAGGGAGCUCAAAGACUAACCACCUAAGGGUGGUGGCUUCUGCUUCUACCUCCUCUGGUGUCAUUGGGAGGCCGAGCAUUAGGACUGACGCCGACAAGCCGUAUGCCUGCCCCACAUGUGGGAAGCGCUUCGCUGAGGCGAGCUAUGUGAAGAAGCAUCAGACCGUUCACACCAAGGAAAAGCCCUUCAAGUGCAAACUAUGUUACAAGAGCUUUUCUUUCCUGAGUAACCUUAUCAGACAUAGGAGUGUCCACAGUGGGGAGAAAUUGUAG
Messenger RNA from Salvelinus namaycush (lake trout), 942 nucleotides. RefSeq names its product zinc finger protein 850-like. The coding region runs from base 1 to 942 and encodes 313 amino acids. NCBI's taxonomy places the organism in Eukaryota, Metazoa, Chordata, Actinopteri, Salmoniformes, Salmonidae. The record is from RefSeq and is a predicted model, not a curated record. The transcript has 2 exons. Gene Ontology annotation, cellular component: nucleus.